Cantharellus anzutake is the source of this 1638-nucleotide messenger RNA. RefSeq lists its product as uncharacterized. Lineage: Eukaryota; Fungi; Basidiomycota; Agaricomycetes; Cantharellales; Hydnaceae. The transcript is spliced from 4 exons. The coding region runs from base 486 to 1397 and encodes 303 amino acids. The record is from RefSeq and is a predicted model, not a curated record.
CCACCACCAGCACUGGCUUCCAUACCGGCCCCCCCGCCACCAAUAAUGACCUUGGGCUUUUCAAUGAUCAGCUUUGGCCCUUCGAAUAGCCGAUUGACAACAGCCGCUCUCUUCAGCACCGCAAGCUCUCUUGAAAGCUCAUCGUAAGCCAUUUUUGUCCGUGCAGGAUCGGACUCGACCGCCGCUAGUCUGAAUUUGGCGCGAGUGUUUCGAAUGAAAUAGAGCCGAAAGUUGUAUGAUGCGAACGAGCGUGAAGCCCGGAUCAUUCCUCUGUAUAGCGAGAGUGUCGCCUUUCGUGUUGGUUGUUGCGAUGCCAUGGUGUUGGGGACGGUGGAAAUACGGCAGGUGAUGUGAGUCUAAAGGGUGCGGGGAGUUUGCUUCCGAGAGGUCAUUUGAAUUGCUGUUGUCGUCAUCGUUGUUACUCCAAUGGUCCAAAGGAUUUAAACCGUGCUUGCCCCUUGAAGUCGUCCUUUUCGACUUUGAACAUGUCUUUACCAUUCGAUAGCUCUGAUCCCGAACUACGGCUUGUACUGCGGCAUGUCCGGCUCCAAGCACUCACUCCCACUUCAGUGCUUGUGAACCUAGCUACCGCUGUCGUAUGCUCUCUCGCAAUUAAUCCAUCAUUAAGGGACAUAUCCAAUUCUUAUCCGACGCCACUCAAUGGGUCGUUCUCCUUGCUUUCGACGUAUGCUUUAAUGGUGUUCGUGCUGUUGAUAGGAUAUUGUAUAUUGCUGAUGAUGACGAAGAAAAGGGAAACGAGAGAAACAGCUGUUCACGGCGUUGGUAUCCGCCUUGUCAUCCUCCAAUGGGUCAUGGCAGCAAACAUAGUCGCCUUCACCCUCCAAUGGUUCUUAGUCUCACUCGUCCUUGUUUCUAUCUCUCUAGCAUUUUUGAUCUGGAUCCAAAUCACCCUCUACAUGUACCCCUCUCAUCAGUCUCGCCCUUUCGACAUUGUCUUCAUUCACGCGCCACUCAAACUCCUUCUCAUCCUAACUUUCUUGCAAACCUUUCCUCAAACACUGUUCGUCAUACUAGGAUGGUACCGUGACAAGAACCGAGAACAGGAUUACGAUGCUUUUAGCUGGCACGCUGUAGCGUUCAUCGUCAGUUUCAACACCGCGGGUUUAGUUGAAGUGGCGCUUCGUAGGGACUUUGUAUGGACUGUAGCAGGGACUUUGAUCGAAAUUGCGCAGCUCAUUCACAAGCCUAAGGCCUCCAACGUUCGGGUUGCUAAUCUAAUAUUCGUCAUUCUGUAUCCAGUAAUUCUCAUCGCCGUCAUACUUUGGGAAAGGUUCAAGAAGUCGAAUGAGGGCCAAAUCAGACUUUCGGACGAUGAAGUCGAACGGCAUGAGGUCGCUCGCGCCCGCGCACAUGCAAACCGUGUUUCUGGUGAAUAAGUUACAUAAGCGAAUUGUGUGAUUCUUUAGGCGUGCUUUUCUCCCUCUCCUAUUCGAAACGAUGGACUUUUUUCUUUUUUUCAUUUCUUGAGUCGGGAAAACUCCCAACUCGGACUCUCACGAAUUCCCUAUUCCGUACGAACGACCUGUUGUUGCAAAAAUUUGAUGAUAACUGUACUAUGAUUCGCCUCCCUGAGCCAUUAAUGGACCUCUCCAUCAAAAUGCCUCUGCGCUUAGGAAU